UUACAUAAAUAAUUAUUAUCGUUUUUCGUUAUUUCUUUGAAAUAGUCACCUGUGUAAAGGUGCACGUACAACUAGGUAGAGGCAUUCCUUUCCCACAGUAUUAUUUGGUUAUAAAAUAGUUUUUUCUACUUAAACCACUGUAAACAACAAAAGGAAUGUGUCUUUAAGUAGAUUGUGAUUGGCCUAGAUAUCAAACUAUCAAUCACGUGGUUUCGUCUGGAACUAGAGGUCGGAGGAUCAAAACUUCUAAACAAUAAUUGACGCCCAAGAAUUAUAUACUCUCUGUGUGUUGAGUGUUCCUUGUUGACGACUGACGAGGCAGAGCGCAGCGGAGACUUAUAGUUCAUGUUACUUUACUGCGUGCCAUUCUUAAUCUAUUUCUAUGCUGAAGAUAUCAUUUGCAUAAAGGAGGUACAAGAACUAAAACACUACGGAUCACGCUCAGUUAAGAAGAGGGAAGACAGACCAAGCACACGCUACCGUGCAUAGUGAAAUAACCAGUGUCGGCAUCACAUCAUAAGAAAAUGAAUCAGGCGGAAAUUCGAAAAUUGAUUCCUGCCGUACGUGUAGCCAUCAAUGCCAAACACAGGAAGUUUUCCAAUCCAAAAGGUCCCGAGGGAAGAAUGAUGAUGUUAAGAAAAACCGUGACUGAACUGGUGAAGCUGGAGAGAGUGGAGCUGAACUACCAUCGUGGGGAUGAGGCCAGAGGUUAUGCUGAGAGGGUAUUGGCAGUGAGAUACAAGGACCAUACCGAGUCUUACACAAAACUUCAUAAAGCUCCCACCGUUUACCCUGGAUUCUACAGAGAAAGAGUAGUGCUGGAGCUCAAAGGCAAUCCAUUUCCACCUCUUGAAAAAAAGAACUCAUCCCACAAUUGGAUACACAAUAUACUGCUGGAAGAAGCCCAUCAAGAAUAUAUUAGAAAGAAGCUGAAAGAAGGAGAGGGAAGUAACUAAGGUCGAUUAAGUACCAGAUGUAGAUGGAAAGCUGAUUGUUUUUGGCUUAUUUAUGCCUUAAUGUUUGUAUGAGUGUGCUUGUUAUGUACAGUAAAAUUAUGAUUGAA
Messenger RNA from Portunus trituberculatus (swimming crab), 1063 nucleotides. RefSeq names its product 39S ribosomal protein L17, mitochondrial-like (gene mRpL17). Gene Ontology annotation, cellular component: ribosome; mitochondrial large ribosomal subunit. Gene Ontology annotation, biological process: translation. The coding region runs from base 525 to 956 and encodes 143 amino acids. Gene Ontology annotation, molecular function: structural constituent of ribosome. The transcript is spliced from 3 exons. Lineage: Eukaryota; Metazoa; Arthropoda; Malacostraca; Decapoda; Portunidae. The record is from RefSeq and is a predicted model, not a curated record.